CUCGGCCCGAAAUAUCGGCUGUUUACUCUUCUCCAUGGACACGGCCUGGUUCUGCUGAGUUCCUCCAGCAUUUUGUGUGGCUUCAUCAGGUUCAGGUGUGUGAGGGCACUUUGUUGGACGAGAAACAGUCGACUCCUUCAUUUCGCUCGGGGAGAGUGCAAGUUCCCCGGACGGCGGGAGCGCCCGGAACAACGAAGCUGGUGUCAAAUUCGCUCCACUUUGAGACGGCAUUUCUUUCGCGGGCUGCAAAGCGCAAAAGCUUCCUCGUUUAUUUUUAAACGGAGUUUCCACAAUGAGGCUGGGGUCAGUUUUCCUGCUGGUUUGUCUGAGCGUUUUUUUGCUGGAAUUCGUGGAUUGCCAGGAUGUAACAGCUGCCAAAAGUAAAAAACGAAAUGCUGACAAGAAAGGUAGACCGACCAACAAAAGGCACAAGAGCAAGCCGAAAGUGAAGAAGGUAACAGUUAAGAAACCCGCACGGUUCGGCAUCAUGACCCAGCUACUGGAGAGAGGCAGGUUUCAGAAACCAUCCGAUUCUUUGGUAAUUCCUGCAGGAGAGACUCUUGUGCUACGCUGCAGGGGCGACCACAUCAGCUGGACCUAUCCCAGUUACCUAGACGAGGAAAACGACGGCAGAUUCAGCAUCAGCCAUCAGGAAAGAUUUAGCCAACUGACAGUAGUGAACAGCACAGGAGCCGAUACGGGUGAAUACAGCUGCUGGGCGUUGGACUGUGACUCUGAGACCUGCAGAAAGGUUGACUCCAAAACGGGCAGCACCUACGUCUUCUUCUCUGAUCCACGUGAGCUGUUUGUACCGGCGAAUGAUUACUACGAAGCUAUUCAGCUUCGCACUGACAGGCCCACACGGUUACCGUGCCAAGUGACAAACCCUCUUGCCAAAGUGUCUCUACACCGAGAGUUCCCCCCGGAGGUGAUUCCAGUGGAUGGGAGAUUAAUCACGUUUGAUGUCAAGAAAGGUUUUAUUAUCCAUAAGGCUCUCCCAUUGUUUGGUGGCACACUAUACUGUGUGGCAAGCUAUCAGGGGCUAAUGCAAAGUUCAACAAAGUACCUGCUCAUAUUUAUCAAUUAUCCAUCUGCACCUCCAUCAGCUACAAUCACAGCCUCGUCUAGGUCUGUACUUGCAGGGGCCAACUUCAACUUAACAUGUACAGUUGUUGGAGAAACUAACAUAGAGGUGGACUUCACUUGGGAAUUCCCUGGCCAGCAGCUGGGGAGACCAACCUACACUGUGGAGAGCCAGCAUCCAGUAUUCCCUGGUGGAAAGAUAGCCCGGUCAUCCCAAAGCAUACUCCUGGUGGAUGAGGCCCGCCCUGUCGACGAUGGGCUCUACACUUGCACAGCUCAGAAUCUGCAGGGGUCGACUACAGUCUCCACUCAGGUCAAGGUACUUCCACAGAGAGGCCCAGGUCAAGCCUGAGCAGAGGAACGGCAAUACGACUUCCCCUCAGAUAAAGCAGAUAACUACUUUGCAAAAUGUUGAACCGACUGCUAUCAUCUUUAAACUGUGCCAUGUAUUUAGAUGAGCAUUUGUUAUUUCUGUCUUAGAAAAGAAGCUGUAUUUUUUUGUUUAAGGUUUCCUUUAUACAUGGACUCCGGUUAAUUGGGACACAUCAGACUAGAACAUUUUGGCCCUAUUAAGCAGCUGCUCCAAUUAGCUGGCACUUCAUGGAAAUAGCUUAAAGAGUAUAAAAAAGACAAAUUACCCUUUAACUGAGUAACAAAGUAUGUAUUUAAAUGAAAAACAAAACAAAUUAGAACACUACAAAUACAGUACUAUAAAACUGUGUAUUAGUUCCUUAAAACUAUUGAUGAAAGACUAUUAAUGCAGGAAUUCAUCCAGCGUUCAUUACUAUGUUCUUUUGAUUGACUAAAUGAACAAAAUCUGCACAGACAUCUCGUGCAGGUAAUGGACUUUUGUCAUGCAAUGUUUUCAGCAAUUACAUAAUCAUUUUUAUUGUAAUAUUCAAGAUUAUUGUAAAUACCUUCAAAUUAUUUGUAGUUCCUAACUUGUUGAAGUAGUAGAAUCAUUUCAUUUUCACUCUUAGCCGUUUCUGACGUUUGCAAGUUUGAAUGCCUGAAACCGCAGUGAGUAUAACAGUUUUGAAUUGUCAUACCGCUUAUUUUUCACCAACUAUCAGUGACAAUAAUUACUGAUUUUUGAAUACAAAAACAUGCAACUGGUGUUAUUUAAAAACUGUUUGCCCUAAGACAUGCCCUAGGGAUGUCUACACAAAAUACUCUUCAGAUGCUGGGGUGAAAGCAACACGAACUACACGCUGGAGGAACUGAGUAGGUCAGGCAGCAUCCGUGGAAACGAACAGUCAACAUUUUGGUCCUGAUGAAGGGUCUCGGCCUGAAAUGUUGACUGUUUGUUUCCACGGAUGCUGCCUGACCUGCUGAGUUCCUCCACCGUGUUGUGCGUGUUCCCUAGGGAUGUCUAAAGGCCAGGCAAGUGCAUGUGACUGAUGCAGCAGCAAUCUCCUGCCCAGUUAAGCAGCAUAGUGUCCCAAAUAAACAAAGGGAAUCUGGGCAAUUUUAAUUAGUUUUUGUUCUUUAAGGUUUGUCCCAACUAAGCAGCUGCCCUGUUUAACUAAUGGCCCAAUUAACCAGAACCACAGUAUUUUAUGAUGUUGGAGCACAAAGCUGACAUCUGUUGUUAUACAUUGGUCUAUGCAAUGAGCAUAUGUGACAAUUGUCUUAAAAGGUAGACCAUGCUUCAUCCCUUAUGGAGAUGAAUACCUGCUUGUCACUUGUGCCUGCAACUACAAUUCUCAAUUCAAAAUUGAGUGGUGACUAAUAUGACAGCGGCAGCAAGCAGUUUUUGUGGCUAGUAUCCUAAUUCCAUCUAGGCACAGGUUCCAUUAAUAAAUAUCCUAAUUCAUGUUUGUUUAUGUCAUUCAUCAAUACACAAGUGUAAAGGAGAACAAAAUGAUUGCUACUUCAGAAGUGCGAUCACUCGGGUUGAGCAUGAUUCCUAAGAGGUUGUCUAUUGAAGACCUGAAAGCGUCUUCAGCUGGCUGCAGAGGUCGAUCUGGAAUCCAGAUAUUCUGAGUGGGUUCUACACCUCAGAAUUCUGCCCCCUAUGCCACUGGCUGAUUGCCACAGGAAUUAAUGCGGGACGUUAGGUGGACUGGAGCAGCCUUCCUCCGCCUUCACUGCUGUUGUGAUCUGUCAUCAACUUCCACAAGCUCCACUAUUGAGAUCUUGCUUGGAUUGAUCUUGGUCUGGAACCUCCCCCUUGACCUUCUGCCACGGGUGACCCUACCAGGAGCUAAGGGUCACAUGGCUAAACUCCGGAUGACAUCACUCUCGGGAUCACAGAAACUCACAAGCCUCUGCCACAAGGUGACUAACUUCAGAUCUUCCGGAAGGGUUAAGUAUGCGUGCAUGCUCCAACCUGUGCUCUUGUAGUUCACACAAGAAUUGGAGGCAGCGUUACUGUGCUUGAUUCUGAUGAUGAAUCCCCAAUUCCUUCGUCUGAACACGGAAUAAAAUGGGCAACUGCAGAGGGGAGCGAUGCUCUGCAGAGGGUGCUCUAUCAGUUGAGAAUGUUAUUGUGCAGACCGAGCUGAAUACUAGCUCAGGUAGAACAGCAGAGGGAGAUGUUGAGCCCCUAAAGAGAUCGGAUAGAGCGGAUUGGAGACACCGUAGACUGUAGGUGUUGCAGUCUGGGGCAAAUAACAAAUUGCAAGAGUAACUCAGUGGAUCAGGCAGCAAAGGGUCAGAUUUAGGGAUGAGACCCUGCACAAGGGCGGAGGGCAUUGCUAAAUUCGAAAAUAUGUUAAAUGCAAUUUGGUGCAUUACACAGCUGGAGUCUUGAGAGAUUGGGGUGUAUUCAUCAUUGACCUGAAAUACUGUUUCCUCUCCGUAGAUGCUGCCUGACCUGCUGAAUAUUUCCAGCAUCUGCAGUUUUUGCAUCUUCAAUCAGAAAGGCUUGGGGUGUAUUCAAUAUUCUAAUAAAACAGAGGAGAAUAGGAGUUGGAUUCAGCAUCUCCUUUCAGGAUUUUACACAAGUGAUCUCUGCCCCAUAUUAACCAAUUUCCCUCCCAUUUCUCGUCCAUGACUCAAGACCUUAUUGAUCCCUGAACUUGUCAAUUGCCAGACCUGGACUGCUGUCUUCUGCUGCCCAGCAACUGACCAGCUUUCAGUCUGGCAACUACUGGACAGGCAAUACAAUAAAACUGGGCAGGAAUCACAAUAAAAGCUCUUUGAAAGUACUAUCCCAAAAGCUUCUGCUUUUCCUGGGAUUUCCAGGUCUUUCAGUUGCUGACCGGGAUCUCACCUCCUUUGUCCUUUUAAUAUCUGGGCCACAGUGUUUGAGAUAUUAUCUUGGAGAAGGCUUAAGAUUGUGUAUGAGCAAUGUUGACCUGAAAUAUUGAACGGUGGGACUGAAAGCCUGGGAGAACUCUUUGAUCUUCCUCUCACAAAAUCUUUAGUAUCAACCCAUAUGCGGGAAAUUGGUUUAAUAACUUGCCUGACGAAUGGCAUAGAUAGCAAUCAAAUUCAGUCUGAAUCUUUCACUCAAAUGUCAGUUCAAGCCACAAGAUGUGGGGCUUUGUGAGUAAUGGUUUAUUUUUUUUAUUAGACUGUAAUUGCAGUUCAUGAAUCAUUAUAACAUCAAAAGUAUGAAAAAAGUCCACAAUUAGAAUCCACAAUAAGUGACAAACCAUGAGCUCUUGAAACCUGAUUUAUCAUUCCAUCAGGCCACAGUUGUUCCCUAUUUGACUCACUAUCUUAAGCAAACAGGAAAUAUCAGAAGUGAAAAGCAAAAGGUCUAUUCCAUUUCCUUUCUGCUGCCCUGGAAGUUACAUAUUGCAACGGUGAUGGAGAUGUUGACUAAUCAUGAGAAUCAUGCUCCUUGUCACUUAUUGUAGAAUAUAACUAAAAGGUUUUUGGUUUAAUAAACUGGAUCUAUGAAGCUUUUGUUUGUUGUCCUAUUGUUAAUAAAGUGAAGCAUGUUAGG
Hypanus sabinus (Atlantic stingray) is the source of this 4981-nucleotide messenger RNA. RefSeq names its product platelet-derived growth factor receptor-like protein. Lineage: Eukaryota; Metazoa; Chordata; Chondrichthyes; Myliobatiformes; Dasyatidae. The record is from RefSeq and is a predicted model, not a curated record. The transcript has 7 exons. The coding region runs from base 293 to 1435 and encodes 380 amino acids.